AUGACAACAAGAUCAAUGGGGAAGAGAUCUUCUGAACAGGGCAGUGAAGUGAAGCAAGAGGAAAAUUAUGAGAGUUUUCAGGAAGACAUUAGACGGGUGGAAUCUGUUCCAAAAAGAAGAAAACUGCCCAGAAUAGAGGUGAAAAUAGAUCCUGAUGAUUUAGUAAUUCCCAAAGAAGAUCACAGAGCAAUAAAAAAAACCAAAAAGAAAACAACCAGAAAGACUAAAAGGAAGAAAGCUAGGAAGCCCAGAAAGAGUGCAGCGAAUCAAGACGAUAACGACAUUCCAUCACAACCGCCUGCAAAUUUCUGGCCGAUGUAUAAUUUAAUCAAAAAAAUGAGGGCCAAGGUUAAAGCUCCUGUUGAUAAGAUUGGAUGUGAUCAUAUAAGUACUGCAGUUUCUGGGUUAAAGGAAGGUCCUGUUUGGAGAUUCCAAGUGUUAAUUUCACUAAUGCUUUCCGCACAAACUAAGGAUGAAGUAAAUUACCAGGCCAUGAAGAAGUUACAAGACUACUUCAUCUCACAUGGGUAUAAGAAUGGACUAUCCAUGGAAGCGAUACUUGAUACAGAUCAAGCAAAACUAGACGAACUCAUAUACAAAGUUGGAUUUCAUCAUAGAAAGGCCAAUUUUAUAAAAAGAACGGCUGAAAUGCUCAAAGAGAAAUAUGACGGCGAAAUUCCUAAGGAUGUGAAGAAGAUUAUGGAAUUUCCCGGGGUGGGACCAAAGAUGGGCUAUUUAUUCUUACAGAUUGCUUGGGGAAUUUGUAGUGGAAUUGGUGUAGAUACCCACAUGGCCAGGAUGGCAGGAUGGUAUCAUUGGGUUCCAAAAUGGCAAAAAGGGAAACCUGAACCUGAAUACGUUCGGAAGUGCUUUGAAAAAAUGUUAGCGGAUCACAAGGAAGAAUGGAGUGUAAUUAAUCCAACAUUAGUUGGCUUUGGGCAAACAAUAUGCUUGCCGACAGCACCACGUUGCGAUAUUUGUACCAUAUCACGAACAGGUCUUUGUCCAGCUGUUGAUAAGGCCUUACUACGUCGAGUCGAAAUGAAUAGAAAAAGUGGUGUGAAGUCACCACAGAAGAAAAGUCGGGGUGACAUAUCGGGCUUGCUACCGAACGAAUGA
Molecule: messenger RNA, 1119 nt
Organism: Brettanomyces bruxellensis
Lineage: Eukaryota; Fungi; Ascomycota; Pichiomycetes; Pichiales; Pichiaceae
Exons: 1
Coding region: 1-1119 (372 amino acids)
Biological process (GO): base-excision repair, AP site formation; nucleotide-excision repair; base-excision repair
Cellular component (GO): nucleus
Molecular function (GO): oxidized pyrimidine nucleobase lesion DNA N-glycosylase activity; DNA-(apurinic or apyrimidinic site) endonuclease activity
Source: RefSeq, a predicted model, not a curated record